Messenger RNA from Amborella trichopoda, 705 nucleotides. The record is from RefSeq and is a predicted model, not a curated record. NCBI's taxonomy places the organism in Eukaryota, Viridiplantae, Streptophyta, Magnoliopsida, Amborellales, Amborellaceae.
CUCUCUCUCUCUCUCUCUCUCUCUCUCUCUCUCUGCUUGUGUGUGUAUGAUAUAUCGGUGAGGAUUCGGCACAUCGAGAGUGAGACUUUUUCUCUUAUAACAGAGAAAAGAUCCAUAUUUCCAAAAGAAAAUUGUGGAAGACAAAUGUUUUUAAUUUGUUUAUUUGUCUUUGUUUGAAUGAUUUGCAGGUUUUGAUUGAUUCCCACUAUUUGUGAUCAGGGCAUAGAAAGAGAAAUGAUUCACUUUGUGCUUCUUAUAAGUCGACAAGGCAAGGUGAGGCUGACAAAAUGGUAUUCUCCUUACUCCCAGAAGGAACGAACCAAGGUGAUUCGAGAGCUUAGCGGAGUGAUUCUUAUGCGUGGCCCCAAACUCUGUAAUUUUGUUGAGUGGAGGGGAUUCAAGGUCAUAUAUAAGAGAUAUGCUAGUCUUUACUUCUGCAUGUGCAUAGAUGCUGAUGACAAUGAACUGGAGAUUCUCGAAAUAAUUCACCAUUUUGUUGAAAUACUCGACCGUUACUUUGGAAGUGUUUGUGAGUUGGACCUAAUCUUCAAUUUUCACAAGGUAAAUUUGGGGAAUUCUUUUCUCAGGAAAUGUAUUGUCGAAGAUGAUUAUCCAGGCACAGAGGGAACUAUUGUCGAGUUCUUUAGAGAUGCUUUCAAGACUGAGCCCAGGCUAAAGUUUAAUUUGGACCAGGUUAACAUUUAA